Molecule: messenger RNA, 4649 nt
Organism: Eptesicus fuscus (big brown bat)
Lineage: Eukaryota; Metazoa; Chordata; Mammalia; Chiroptera; Vespertilionidae
Gene: ZNF521
Product: zinc finger protein 521
Exons: 6
Coding region: 210-4016 (1268 amino acids)
Biological process (GO): regulation of transcription by RNA polymerase II
Cellular component (GO): nucleus
Molecular function (GO): DNA-binding transcription factor activity, RNA polymerase II-specific; RNA polymerase II cis-regulatory region sequence-specific DNA binding
Source: RefSeq, a predicted model, not a curated record
CCCGCGCGCUCGCCUUUUAAUCAUGGCCCCGUGUCUGUGUGCGAGUGCGGGCGGGCUGACAAUGAUUUCCUCAGUGAUUACGUACAGAGCGAGUCCCUGCGGGCCGGGGGCCCCCUCUGGAGCCAUCCUGAUGGCUUUGGGGGCCCUGCUUCCAUUUUCCAUUAUUAUGUGGACUACCGGAGCGACGGCGCAGUCCGAGACCUCGCAGGAUGUCUCGCCGCAAGCAAGCGAAGCCGCGGUCCCUCAAAGACCCCAACUGUAAGCUGGAGGACAAGCCGGAGGAUGGCGAGGCGCUAGACGGCCAGAAGCGGCCGGAGGACGCGGAGGAGCUGGAGGACGAGGCGGUGCACAGCUGCGACAGCUGCCUGCAGGUGUUCGAGUCGCUGAGCGACAUCACCGAGCACAAGAUCAACCAGUGCCAGCUGGCAGAUGGCGUGGACGUGGAAGAUGACCCCACCUGCUCGUGGCCGGCCUCCUCGCCCUCCAGCAAGGACCAGACCUCCCCGAGCCACGGCGAAGGCUGCGAUUUCGGAGAGGAGGAGGGGGGCCCCGGCCUGCCGUACCCCUGCCAGUUCUGCGACAAGUCCUUCAGCCGCCUCAGCUACCUGAAGCACCACGAGCAGAGCCACAGCGACAAGCUGCCGUUCAAGUGCACCUACUGCAGCCGCCUCUUCAAGCACAAGCGCAGCCGCGACCGCCACAUCAAGCUGCACACGGGCGACAAGAAGUACCACUGCAGCGAGUGCGACGCCGCCUUCUCCCGCAGCGACCACCUCAAGAUCCACCUGAAGACGCACACGUCGAACAAGCCCUACAAGUGCGCCAUCUGCCGCCGCGGCUUCCUGUCCUCCAGCUCCCUGCACGGGCACAUGCAGGUGCACGAGCGCGGCAAGGACGGCGCGCCGCCGGGCUCCCGGCUGGACGACUGGAAGCUGAAGGACACGCAGAAGUGCAGCCAGUGCGAGGAGGGCUUCGACUUCCCCGAGGACCUGCAGAAGCACAUCGCCGAGUGCCACCCCGAGUGCUCCCCCAGCGAGGACCGCGCCGCGCUGCAGUGCGGCUACUGCCACGAGCUCUUCGUGGAGGAGACCUCGCUGCUGGGCCACGUGGAGCAGGCGCACGGCGGGGAGAAGAAGAACGCGUGCGGCCUGUGCUCGGAGAGCUUCCUCACCGCGGAGGAGCUGUACAGCCACGUGGACAGCCACCAGCCGGCCGAGUCCUGCAACCACAGCGACAGCCCGUCCCUCGUCACCGUGGGCUACACCUCCGUGUCCAGCACCACGCCCGACUCCAACCUGUCGGUGGACAGCUCCACCAUGGUGGAGGCCGCCCCGCCCCUGCCCAAGAGCCGCGGGCGGAAGCGGGCCGCCCCGCAGGCCGCCGACGUGGCCGGGGCCUCGGGCAAGCAGGCCAAGGUGACCUACAGCUGCAUCUACUGCAGCAAGCAGCUGUUCUCGAGCCUGGCCGUGCUGCAGAUCCACCUGAAGACGAUGCACCUGGACAAGCCCGAGCAGGCGCACAUCUGCCAGUACUGCCUGGAGGUGCUGCCCUCGCUGUACAACCUGAACGAGCACCUGAAGCAGGCGCACGAGGCCCAGGACCCCGGCCUGCUCGUGUCGGCCGUGCCCGCCAUCGUCUACCAGUGCAACUUCUGCUCCGAGGUCGUCAACGACCUCAACACGCUCCAGGAGCACAUCCGCUGCUCGCACGGCUUCGCCAACCCCGUGGCCAAGGACAGCAACGCCUUCUUCUGCCCCCACUGCUACAUGGGCUUCCUCACGGACUCCUCCCUCGAGGAGCACAUCCGGCAGGUCCACUGCGACCUCAGCGGCUCCCGGUUCGGGUCGCCCGUGCUCGGGACGCCCAAGGACCCCGUCGUCGAGGUCUACUCCUGUUCCUAUUGCACCAACUCCCCCAUCUUCAACAGCGUCCUCAAGCUGAACAAGCACAUCAAAGAGAACCACAAGAACAUCCCCCUGGCCCUGAACUACAUCCACAACGGGAAGAAAUCCCGGGCCCUGAGCCCGCUGUCCCCCGUGGCCAUCGAGCAGGCCUCCCUGAAGAUGAUGCAGGCGGCGGGGGGCGCGCCCGCGCGGCCGGCCGGGGAGUACGUCUGCAACCAGUGCGGCGCCAAGUACGCGUCCCUGGACAGCUUCCAGACGCACCUGAAGACGCACCUGGACACGGUGCUGCCGAAGCUGACCUGCCCGCAGUGCAGCAAGGAGUUCCCCAACCAGGAGUCGCUGCUGAAGCACGUGACCAUCCACUUCAUGAUCACCUCGACCUACUACAUCUGCGAGAGCUGCGACAAGCAGUUCACCUCGGUGGACGACCUGCAGAAGCACCUGCUGGACAUGCACACCUUCGUCUUCUUCCGCUGCACGCUGUGCCAGGAGGUCUUCGACUCCAAGGUGUCCAUCCAGCUGCACCUGGCGGUGAAGCACAGCAACGAGAAGAAGGUGUACCGCUGCACCUCCUGCAACUGGGACUUCCGCAGCGAGGCCGACCUGCAGCUGCACGUGCGCCACAACCACCUGGAGAACCAGGGCAAGGCCCACAAGUGCAUCUUCUGCGGCGAGGCCUUCGGCACCGAGGUGGAGCUGCAGUGCCACAUCACCACGCACAGCAAGAAGUACAACUGCCGCUUCUGCAGCAAGGCCUUCCACGCCAUCAUCCUGCUGGAGAAGCACCUGCGCGAGAAGCACUGCGUCUUCGAGGCCAAGACGCCCAACGGCGGGGCCAACGGGGCGUCCGAGCAGGUGCAGAAGGAGGAGGCGGAGCUGCAGACGCUGCUGACCAACAGCCAGGAGUCGCACAACAGCCACGACGGCAGCGAGGAGGACGUGGACGCGUCGGAGCCCAUGUACGGCUGCGACAUCUGCGGGGCGGCCUACACCAUGGAGACGCUGCUGCAGAACCACCAGCUGCGCGACCACAACAUCCGGCCGGGCGAGAGCGCCAUCGUCAAGAAGAAGGCGGAGCUCAUCAAAGGGAACUACAAGUGCAACGUGUGCUCCCGCACCUUCUUCUCCGAGAACGGGCUCCGCGAGCACAUGCAGACGCACCUGGGCCCCGUCAAGCACUACAUGUGCCCCAUCUGCGGCGAGCGCUUCCCCUCGCUGCUCACGCUCACCGAGCACAAGGUCACGCACAGCAAGAGCCUGGACACAGGGAACUGCUGCAUCUGCAAGCUGCCGCUGCAGAGCGAGGAGGAGUUCCUGAAGCACUGCCAGAUGCACCCCAACCUGCGCAACUCACUCACCGGCUUCUGCUGCGUGGUCUGCAUGCAGACGGUCACCUCCACGCUCGAGCUCAAGAUCCACGGCACCUUCCACAUGCAGAAGACCGGCGGCGGGGCCGCGGUCCAGGCCGCGGGGCGCGGCCCGCACGUCCCGAAACUGUACAAGUGCGCCUCCUGCCUCAAGGAGUUCCGCUCCAAGCAGGACCUGGUGAAGCUGGACAUCAACGGGCUGCCCUACGGGCUGUGCGCGGGCUGCGUGAACCUCGGCAAGAGCGGCAGCCCGGGCCUCGCCGCCCCGCCCGGCGCCGCCAGGCCGGGCCUGGGCCAGAACGAAGGCCUGGGCGCCCUCGAGGGGAAAGGCAAGGCCGGGGGGCCGAAGACGCGCUGCUCCAGCUGCAACGUCAAGUUCGAGUCGGAGAGCGAGCUGCAGAGCCACGUGCAGGCCGUGCACCGGGAGCUGCUGCCCGACGGCGGCGGCGGCGCGCCGCUGAAGACCCCGCAGGUCUCGCCCAUGCCCCGGAUCAGCCCCUCCCAGGCGGACGAGAAGAAGACCUAUCAGUGCAUCAAGUGUCAGAUGGUUUUCUACAACGAAUGGGAUAUUCAGGUGCAUGUUGCAAAUCACAUGAUUGAAUCACACGAUGACCCAGCACAGCAGCUAGUGGGAGCGCGGUCUGUGGAGACUCCUUCUGAGGCACAAAAAGGGAACACGUUUCACUCUUUGCACGAACCCCUCCUUGUUCAUGUAUAUUACUCAGAGCAUUGUAUUGUACCAUGAACUUGUAUUCAGACGCUGGAUGUUCAUGUGUGUGAACCUGGGAGCACCGGAUAGACAGACCCUCUGUAUAUAAAGUGUUGCACAUGUAUGAUGUCGUCGGAACCUAACACGGUCUCAUGAAGACGAGUGGACUUGGGCCCUGUUGAGGCAAGAUAGGAAGAGAGCGUGAGCAGAACGGCUAAAGAGGAAGUACUUCCAAGGAAGACCGCGUUCAGGCACCUGCGUGACGCAGGAGGCGCCGUUGGACUUGCUGUCAUGGACCCUUCAGCCUAGACUGUCCCUUUUUGGUAAAUCAGCGUUAACUCCGAGACUAUUUUUUCAUUGCCGAAGAUUCUGCGAACCACGAGGAGACGUUCUCACGGCGCAGCCCCGCCGGAUACGCCCGUAUGUAUGUUUGUGCGCCUUGCGAUGUGACAGGUAGCAUCACUAUAUAUGCAAUAGUUGUUAUGUAGACUGUCGGCGCGUUUCCCGGGAGAUUUGAGGCUCUGAGUGUUCAAGGUCCCGUGUGACCUCUCACGCCAAACUCCCGGAUCGGUUGGACUGACCUGUAUGUUACUGUUGCUCAUGUUUACUCUGCCCUGGACCUGGAGAUGACUGGAGUUGUUUUCCAAGAGGAAAUAAAUUCCGUUUCCC